GCCACAUUCCACAACCGCGGCGCGACACCGCAACCGACGCGCGAGGGAGUGAGAGAGAUCGGGGGGCGCAGCCGCAGGUGAGACUCGGAGCAAGGGGCGGCGACUCUGGUGCUCCCAUCGCGAUGGUGCGCUCGGAGACGGAGGUGGACGCGCUCAGCGGCUACUGCGCCGCCACCCGCACCUUCCGGAGCAAGCGCGCCGAUGUGCCGCUCCCCGCCGAUCCGGAGAUUGACGUGGUCAGCUUCCUCGCCUCGCGCCGCCACUCGGGCGUCGUCGCGCUCAUCGACGCCGCGAGUGGGCGCCGGAUCACCUUCACCGAGCUCUGGCGCGCCGUGGCCGGGGUGGCCUCCGCCCUCGCCGCGCCACCUGUCUCCCUCCGCAAGGGCCACGUUGCGCUCAUCCUCUCCCCUAACUCCGUCCAUUUCCCCGUCGCCGCCCUCGCCGCCAUGUCCCUUGGCGCCGUCAUCACCACCGCCAACCCGCUCAAUACCCCCGCCGAGAUCGCCAAGCAGGUCGCCGAUGCCCGCCCCGUCCUCGCCUUCACCACCCGCGAGCUCCUCCCCAAGCUCCCGCGUGCCCACGACCUCCGCGUCGUCCUCCUGGAAUCCACCCGCCUCCCCGGCGACAGCUCCGACCCGCGGAUCGUUGCCACCAUCGAGGAGAUCUCCGCCACGACGCCCGAUCCGGGGCGCCGCAAGGACCGCGUCACGCAGGACGACCCGGCCACGCUGCUCUACUCCUCGGGGACGACGGGGCCCAGCAAGGGCGUCGUCGCCACGCACCGGAGCCUCAUCUCCAUGGUCCAGAUCGUCAUGACGCGCUUCCGCCUCGAGGACUCGGACAAGACGGAGACCUUCCUCUGCACGGUGCCCAUGUUCCACGUCUACGGCCUCGUCGCCUUUGCCACGGGGCUGCUCGGUUGCGGCGCCACGGUGGUCGUGCUCUCCAAGUAUGAGCUCCCGGAGAUGUUGCGCUCGAUCAAUGCCUACGGGGUGACCUACCUUCCGCUUGUGCCGCCGAUCCUUGUCGCCAUGGUGGCGCACCCGAAGCCUCUUCCGCUCGGGCAACUGCGCAAGGUACUCUCCGGUGGCGCGCCGCUGGGUAAGGAGCUGAUCGAAGGGUUCAGGGAGAAGUAUCCGCAGGUGGAGAUCCUGCAGGGGUACGGACUGACAGAGAGCACCGCCAUCGGCGCAUCCACGGACUCGGCCGAGGAGAGCCGCCGGUACGGGACGGCCGGGCUUCUAUCUCCCAAUACCGAGGCUAAGAUUGUCGACCCAGAUUCCGGCGAGGCGCUGCCGGUAAACCGCACCGGCGAGCUCUGGAUCCGUGGACCAUACGUCAUGAAAGGCUACUUCAAGAACACAGAGGCAACACAGUCAACACUGACACCAGACGGAUGGCUUAAGACUGGUGAUCUCUGCUACAUUGAUGAGGAUGGAUAUCUCUUCGUUGUUGACCGCCUGAAGGAGUUGAUCAAAUACAAAGGAUAUCAGGUGCCUCCGGCAGAACUUGAAGCUCUUUUGUUGACACACCAAGAGAUUACGGAUGUCGCCGUUAUACCGUUUCCUGAUAGGGAGGUCGGCCAGUUUCCAAUGGCAUAUGUCGUAAGAAAGAAAGGAAGCAACUUGUCAGAGCGCGAGGUGAUGGAGUUUGUAGCAAAACAGGUUGCGCCUUACAAGAAGGUUAGAAAGGUGGCGUUUGUGAAGGACAUUCCCAAGAAUGCAUCCGGCAAGAUACUGAGGAAGGAUCUUAUCAAGCUUGCCACAUCCAAACUAUGAAGUGCCAAACUGCCAAUCAAUAUCUAGUAAUGGCUAUCGUAUACCCUCGUUUUCAAUAUUGGUGGGUAUUUCUAAGUUGUAACUGAAGAUAUCAUCAGUCAUGUACAUUUCUUCUAUGUAUGAUCUGGUAGAGUAACACCAUUCCUGAAUAAUCGAAUAAAAAAUGUUUCUGGGUUCGAGGCUUCGAGUUCGAGGUCAUCCCUGGCCCAAUGAGAGCAGCUGGCCGCCUGGCCAAUGCCUGAUGCCUGCGGUCUGCCCCUGUGCCCCAAACCCAAUGCUUGUUU
Messenger RNA from Oryza brachyantha (malo sina), 2062 nucleotides. Its product is annotated as 4-coumarate--CoA ligase-like 4. The record is from RefSeq and is a predicted model, not a curated record. The transcript has 5 exons. Lineage: Eukaryota; Viridiplantae; Streptophyta; Magnoliopsida; Poales; Poaceae. Gene Ontology annotation, cellular component: peroxisome. The coding region runs from base 123 to 1778 and encodes 551 amino acids. Gene Ontology annotation, molecular function: CoA-ligase activity.